Molecule: messenger RNA, 1421 nt
Organism: Jaculus jaculus (lesser Egyptian jerboa)
Lineage: Eukaryota; Metazoa; Chordata; Mammalia; Rodentia; Dipodidae
Gene: Spcs2
Product: signal peptidase complex subunit 2
Exons: 5
Coding region: 16-696 (226 amino acids)
Biological process (GO): protein targeting to ER
Cellular component (GO): membrane; signal peptidase complex
Source: RefSeq, a predicted model, not a curated record
ACAGAAGCAGACAAGAUGUCGGCGUCGGCGGCACAAGGCGGGAGAAGCGGUGGCGGUGGAGGCGGUGGUGGGGCCGGGAGUGGCGCCGGCGGCGGCACAGGUAGCAGCCGCAGUGGCUUAUUGGAUAAGUGGAAGAUUGAUGAUAAACCUGUUAAAAUCGAUAAGUGGGAUGGAUCAGCUGUGAAAAACUCUUUGGAUGAUUCUGCCAAAAAGGUACUUCUGGAAAAAUACAAGUAUGUGGAGAAUUUUGGUCUAAUUGACGGUCGUCUUACCAUCUGUACCAUCUCCUGUUUCUUCGCCAUAGUGGCUUUGAUUUGGGAUUAUAUGCACCCCUUCCCAGAGUCCAAGCCGGUAUUGGCUUUGUGCGUCAUAUCAUAUUUUGUGAUGAUGGGUAUUCUGACCAUUUAUACCUCAUAUAAGGAGAAGAGCAUCUUUCUCGUGGCCCACAGGAAAGAUCCUACAGGGAUGGAUCCUGAUGAUAUUUGGCAGCUGUCCUCCAGUCUGAAAAGGUUCGAUGACAAGUACACCCUGAAGCUGACCUUCAUCAGUGGAAGAACAAAGCAGCAACGGGAAGCUGAGUUCACCAAGUCCAUUGCUAAAUUUUUUGACCACAGCGGGACACUGGUCAUGGAUGCAUAUGAACCUGAAAUAUCCAGGCUCCAUGACAGUCUCGCCACUGAAAGAAAAAUAAAAUAGCCAAUUCUAAAAGCAGCUUUCUUUCUGCUGGAUCAUGCUGAAAUACUGGUGGGUGGGGGGAAGAAAUGAAGAAUUUAAGAUGGGUAAAGUAUGACCUGUUUAAAAAGUCCCUGUUUUGUCCUGAAAAUUGAGUCCAUUCCGGAUAAGUGGGAUUUCCUAGCACAGAAUUGAGAAGUUGUAGCUCCAAUAUUUAGCUCUAGCUUCCUUGGUCUGCUGGUUGUGUUUUGAUUGCUUUUCUGGAGAAGCAUUUUUGCUAAAAGCUAUAUAGACAUUUUCCUUUGUACUUAGCAGUACUUUAUAUAGUAUAUCUUUGUGCCAUGCAGCAUUUGAACACUCAGUUCUUGAGAAUUGUUAGCCUUGCUGGAUGCAGUAGUGCACGCCUGUAACCCCAGCACUGGGAGGCUGAGAUAGGAUCACGAGUUUGAAGCCACCUUGGGCAACGGACCAGAACCCUGUUUUGUGGGGAGAAUUGUCAGCUUGUUGCCAACUCUGUAAAUCCUUGCUUCAACAACUUUCCUUGAUGAGUUUAGGAUACAACUUACUGUGUAUGUCAGCUUUCCUUCACACACCAUUUUUGUGGGUGUGUGUAUAUAAAUAUAUAUAUAUCUGACUUGGAGAGAAUUAUUAAAAAACAGCUUUUAAUUUGUGUAAAACAGACCUUCUGCCUGUUACAUUUUGUGCUCUUAACUAAUUAAAGAAGCCAGUGAAUGGCAUUUUUAGUUUUA